This is a messenger RNA of Girardinichthys multiradiatus, 2575 nucleotides long. RefSeq names its product zinc finger DHHC-type palmitoyltransferase 15b (gene zdhhc15b). The record is from RefSeq and is a predicted model, not a curated record. Gene Ontology annotation, molecular function: protein-cysteine S-palmitoyltransferase activity. The coding region runs from base 84 to 1088 and encodes 334 amino acids. The transcript has 11 exons. Gene Ontology annotation, cellular component: Golgi apparatus; endoplasmic reticulum. Gene Ontology annotation, biological process: protein targeting to membrane; peptidyl-L-cysteine S-palmitoylation; synaptic vesicle maturation. Lineage: Eukaryota; Metazoa; Chordata; Actinopteri; Cyprinodontiformes; Goodeidae.
GUGAAUCGCUCGCAGAUGUCGCUGAUGGAUAAAGCGCCAGGAACGUUAAUGGAGCGCAGAGGCGGAGCGGAGUUCAGUUGGAAAUGGCUCUCUCCAGAGGUUUGAGAUGCUGUCAGAGGGUUUUCUCCUGGAUCCCUGUCCUCAUUAUCACCGCCGUUGUGCUCUGGUCUUAUUAUGCUUAUGUGUUUGAGCUGUGUCUUUUUACAAUCAGUAACACACUGGAGAAAGUGGUAUAUCUGCUGGUGUUUCAUGUCUGCUUUGGGAUGUUCUCCUGGACAUACUGGAAGUCCAUAUUCAGCCCUCCUGCCACACCAUGCAAAAAGUUCCAGCUGUCAUACUCAGACAAGCAACGAUACGAGAUGGAGGAGAGGCCAGACGCUCAGAAGCAAAUCCUCAUCGAGAUUGCAAAGAAAUUACCCAUUUUCACCCGAGCCCAAUCUGGAGCUAUCAGGUUCUGUGACCGCUGCCAGGUACUGAAGCCUGACCGCUGUCACCACUGCUCCGUUUGUGAAACGUGCGUCUUAAAGAUGGACCAUCACUGUCCCUGGGUUAACAACUGUGUUGGUUUUUCCAACUACAAGUUUUUCCUACUUUUCCUUGCCUACUCUAUGCUAUACUGUAUAUUCAUCACAGCAACAGUCCUUCAGUAUUUCCUCAAAUUCUGGGUGGGGGCCCUGCCAAAUGAACCUGCAAAGUUCCAUAUACUCUUCCUCAUGUUUGUGGCACUCAUGUUCUUCGUCAGUCUCAUGUUUCUCUUCAGUUACCACUGUUGGCUAGUGGCAAAAAACAAAUCCACUUUAGAGGCCUUCUCAGCUCCAGUGUUUGUCAGUGGGCCCGACAGAAACGGGUUCAAUCUUGGCCUACACAAAAACCUGCUGCAUGUGUUUGGAGAAGACCGAAAACUGUGGUUCAUCCCUGUUUUCACAAGCCAAGGGAACGGUCACUACUUCCCUCUACGGAGUCCGAGCUCUGAAUCCCGUAACCUCUUGUUAGCUAACGAGGACAUGUGGGAUGAGUCAGAUGAUGGGUCAGAAGGAGACCUGGUGGAGGACGCAGACCCCUCUGUUACCAUUGAGAUGGAGGAUUAAUCUGCACACGCACAGAUAAUGUUGACUUUCAUCACACACACACUUCAUUAUGAGGUGUUUGCAUUCCAGAUCAUGUGGAAGUUGGGAUACGCUGAGGGUGAGUGGACGACCACCUGCAUUGGGACUUAUAUUGCCAAUUUUCCCUUAAAGUUUUACAUAAUGAUGAGCAAAGGAACUCUAAACAGAUUACAAUAACGGUUUUAUUUAGGAACAUAUCGCCUCAGUACGAUGGAAAUGUUAUUUAUUAUUGAUUUGUUGGUGUUGCUGAGGAAGCUGGAAGUGUCCGUGUGUUACAGUGCUUUUUUACAUGCCUCUGUUUCACAGCUGGGUUGAGUUUACAGUAUUGCACCUUAUGAAUCCUUCUCUGCAGGAGUGGGUAAUAAAACUCACACACUAAAGCCUGCAGAGGUCAGUUUGAUCUUUUUCCACCUGAUUGACCUGCGCCUUCCAUUAAGUAUUCCUGUGUGUUUUGGGGACAUUUUCUCUUGAGAAUGUAUCCACCUCAUCAUCCUUUCCGGUUGAAGCAUGGUGUCAAUGAUUAGGGCAUAAAUCUGAGGAAAGUGUUUGUCUGAGCUGUAAAGUCAAUAACACAUCUGAUCAGACAUAUCGUACUAAACAAGCACUGAUUAAGCUCAGAUCAGUUUUAUUACAAGCUUAAUAUAAUUUUUAUUAUUUUUGUAGGAAGUAAUAUCCUGUAUAUCAUGACUUAAAUGCCGGUGACUAAAAUCUGGGGUGUGCUUAUUGGACAUGGCUGCUGUGAUUACCCUCAUUCACUCAUAUCAGUUAUCAUCAGUCAAGUUACUGUGCAAAUGUAUUAAACCUGUCCUUGCCAACUGGCUGAUAGUGGAUGAUGAUCUUCUACUUUAUGUAGAUUUUUUUUUUUAUCUUUGUAAAAUUGUAAUACCAUUUGAAGAACAUUGCUGGAUGUUGUCUGUUACGCUUAAUUUCUGUAACUAAACCUUAAUUAUGCUGUUGGAUCCGGACACUUUAAAAUGCUUCCCAGUUGGUUAACCCAUAUCCAGUGUUACUCCAGUCUGAGAAAUAAUUGUUUUAUUCAUUUUUGUUUUAGGUGUGGGUAAAGUUUAAGGGUAAAUGUUAAGUGUAUCAUAUAGUCUUGUCUAUUUGUUAAAAUUUGUUUUUUCCUGUUUAUUGGUUCUGAUUUAUAUCUGCUGCAGGCAGUAUCUGUAUAUUUUGUGGCAAACUUUAAAGCAGCGUGCUUUUAUCAAACUAUAUAUAUAUAUAUAUAUAUAUAUACAUACAUAUAUAGAUUAUUUGCAUUGAGGAGGGAAAUUUAAUCUUGUUAGAGUACAUGUGGUUCCUUUUUCUUUAACUGUAUUUAGAGUAUGAAUGGUGCUUCCUUUUUUUAACCACUUCAGACCUACAAAAAAAACCUCAAUACACUUUCAUUUAUCUUGCCUGUAAACAAACAAAAAUCUUUAUUGAUCCAUCACUUGAUACAAUGCAAAAUAAAAUGAGUCAUGUUUUAA